Messenger RNA from Eutrema salsugineum, 654 nucleotides. RefSeq lists its product as uncharacterized. The coding region runs from base 1 to 654 and encodes 217 amino acids. The record is from RefSeq and is a predicted model, not a curated record. Lineage: Eukaryota; Viridiplantae; Streptophyta; Magnoliopsida; Brassicales; Brassicaceae. The transcript has a single exon.
AUGGAGAUGAACAAAAACCUCUCAACUAAGGGCCAUGAAGAAGAGGAGGAAGAGAUCAUCGACUUACCCCCCAUUGACAACUCACAGCUCAUUGCUCGAUUUAAUUUGAGUCUGGUCAGACGCAUGUUCAACCAAGAUAUAAGAAGCACAGAAGCCCUCAUCGCCUUCAUGCCUCGUCAAAACAUAUGGGACGUGGAGGGCAGAGUGCACAGGAUAAACCUUGGAAACUCCCAGUUUCAGUUUGAUUUCGACUUGGAAGCUGAUCUCCAGAGGGUUCUCAGCAAGCGCUCCUGCCAUUUUAACCGAUGGUCCUUCUCUCUGGAAUGCUGGAUAGCUCACGUCGGGGAAUCGUUUCCAAACAACAUGAUCUUCUGGGUAAGAAUCUCUGGAAUUCUGACCCACUUCUGGAUGGAAGAGAACUUCCGUACCAUUGGAGACCGGCUUGGCGAUGUGAAAGCAGUGGAUGCGCGUGCUGCUCGGAUUCAAAUCUCGCUAAAUGCAGACGAACCGCUGAGAUUCAAGAUAAGAGCUCGUCUCCAGUCCGGUGAAGUUGUUCGGGUCGAGAUGAAGUACGAAAAACUCGACAGAUGGUGCCUAACCUGCAGACACAUAUCUCAUGAUGAGAGAUCCUGCCCUCUGCUUACCGAGGAUUAA